This is a messenger RNA of Knipowitschia caucasica, 3354 nucleotides long. The record is from the annotation of a GenBank genome assembly. Lineage: Eukaryota; Metazoa; Chordata; Actinopteri; Gobiiformes; Gobiidae.
AUGGCCGACUCCGUGGACUCCAUGCAUUUCGCAGCAAACGGCAAAACAAAUUCUCCUAAAGCCCUUACAGCUAAGCGCUCACCGGAGAGCCGACCCCAGUCUUCCAACGAAAACCACCCACCCUCACCAAAGAAAAUCCGCCUGGAGGAGAGAGCCCCGAAGCACGGAAAACUCAACGGAGAGGCGUGCGCAGCGGAGAAACACAACGGGAAGCAGAGUUGUGGUAGCCCAGCGAAAUGGAGUUACGGCCCGGGCAAGGCGAGCCACUCCGCCGCCUCUCUUCCCGGGACUCCAGCGCGGAAAAUCUUCAAAAUAAGCAACUUCCUCGCCUCGCCACACAAAGUGAAGAAGUCUAAGGAAAAGCGUCACAAGGAGAAAGAGAAAAAUAGCCAAGCGCGAAGGAGUCCUAGCGCUGCUGCCGUGGGUAAAGUGAGCCCCGUUAGCGGCCAUACAAAGACUGAGAACGGGGACGUGAGGGCGCUGCAUGGAGAUGAUCUUGUUAAGGAAGAGACGAGAAAGGACAAAAAUAAGGAUUGGAAGAAUCACAAACUACCAUCUGUUCAUGACAUGGGAAGAGAAAAUGGAGAAGUUAUGGCUCAUCUGAAAGAGGUCAAGGAGAAAUCCAAAUCUGGAUCAGAGGAAGACCUACUGAAGAAGCUGAAAAAGAAGAAGAAAAAGAAACACAAAGAUGGCGAGCGGCCCAAGGACAGACGCAGCCAUCCCAAGAUGUACCACCGCUCCAGCCAGACCGUGUGCUCCGGCGUCUCCCUGCCCCUGCCCGACUUCCUCAGCAAGAUGAACGGCAACAGUAGCAGCAGCACUUUCCUCACCUCCAGCGCUCCCCCGGCUCCGCUCCCGGACACCAACUGCUCCUCUGUGCCCUCUCCCGCUGCGGAGCGCCCGGGCUACUGCUCCCCCCUGCACUGCACCUCGUCCCCCGGGUUGCCAGGGCUGGAGUUUGGCCGCCUCAUCCACGUGGAGCAGCAGGCCAACGGCGGCGCGUCGGUGCUCCAUGCCUACGGCGAGCAGCUGGGUGGCCUGUCUGCGGCGGAGAUGGAGCGCUUCGCAGAGGAGUUCGUGGCCCUCUCCUUCAGCGAGGACCAGGCCCACGCCGCUAGCUACGUCAUGGGGAUUAUCCACGGAGCCGCGGCGUACCUCCCGGACUUCCUGGAAUAUUUCUCCUACAAUUUUCCCAACUCCCCUGUGAAGAUGGAGGUGUUGGGGAAGAAGGAUAUUGAAACGACGACCAUGGCCAACUUCCACACACAGGUGAAGCGCACCUACUCCAAGGGGACGUAUCGUGCCGGGGCCAUGCGGCAGGUCAGCCUGGUGGGGGCCGUGGACGAGGAGGUGGGAGACUUCUUUCCAGAGUUCAUCACUAUGUUGGAGCAGUCUCCUUUUCUUGUGCGAACACUUCCAUGGGGGACCUUCUCCAGUCUGCGGCUCCAAAGCCCCACAGAAAGCGACGAUGGCCCCAUUAUGUGGGUCCGGCCAGGGGAACAGAUGAUCCCAAUGGCUGACAUGCCAAAGUCGCCCUUCAAGAGAAAAAGGUCCACCAAUGAGAUAAAAAACCUGCAGUAUCUGCCCAGAGCCAGCGAGCCCCGAGAGAUGCUGUUUGAGGACCGGACUCGGGCCCAUGCUGACCACAUCGGCCAAGGCUUUGACAGGCAAACGACUGCAGCUGUGGGAGUGCUCAAGGCUGUGCGCUGCGGAGAGGACAGCAACGCUCCUGCUCGGAUCACCAAAGAUGUUGUGUGUUUCCACGCUGCAGAUUUCCCUGAUGUGGUCAUGAGACUGCAGCUGGACCUGCACGAGCCCCCUCUGUCCCAAUGUGUCCAGUGGAUCGACGAUGCCAAGCUUAACCAGCUCCGCAGAGAAGGAAUCAGAUACGCCCGAAUCCAGUUGUACCACGAUGACAUCUACUUCAUCCCCAGAGGAGUGGUCCAUCAGUUCAAGACUGUGUCAGCAGUGUGCAGCCUGGCUUGGCACAUCCGCCUUCAACUCUACCACCCCCAGGUGGAGAAGGGGGAGGCCAAAGAAGAGACAUGCCAGCCCAAAGAAAUGUCCCACAUCAAAGAGGAGCAGGAUGAGGAGGAUGAGAAGGAGGUAAAGGUGUCAGAGGAGCGGCACAAAGUAGUACAAAUGGAGGCCAUGCCCAAAGUGAAGCCACUGCUGUCCCAUUCACCUGAGCCGGUUAUUAAAACAGAAGAGGAGGAAGAAGCAGAUAUAAUGGACUCGCCCACAUUACCUGCUGUCAAUGUAAAGGAGGAAAAACAUGAAGAGAUCAUCAGACCCACAGUGACAGAGCCCAAGACAGAGUCCGAGGAAGCCCAAGUUCAGACAGCGCAGCGGGACUGUGACAAGACCAGAGAGGUGCACAACAACACGCCAUUGGAUUAUGAUCCACCGGUUAAAAAAGAGAGUGAAAGUGUAGAGGAAAAGCAGCGCAAGGCAAGUGUGACUGUGCUAAAGGAGAAAAGUAAAGAUGGCACUAACACACACAAAAAAGAAAAGGAGAGAUCGAAGGGGCACGACAAGGACAGGCCCCGAGAUAAAGACAAGAAGGAGCGGAAUAAAGAGAAGGACUGGGACAAGCGAGAUCGAGACAAAGAGAAAGGGAAAGAGCGAGAACGAAUGCGAGACGGGAAGAUUGAAGGAGCACCUCUGUCAAACAACAAGAAGGAGCAGCACGAGGACCGCGACCGGCCCAGAGAAAGUGGCAAAAUGCACUCCUCUGAGAAGAGCUCCAAAGAGGGCCACGUUAAGAGGGAGAAGGAGCAUGACAAAGAGCGGAACGGCUCCCAGAAGCCUCACUCUCGGCCUGAGCGGGAGGACGGCCACAAACACAAGUCUUCACAUGUGAAAAAGGAGAAGAGUGCCCACCGCGACAGCAAAGAAGCCAACGCAUCUACUCCACACAGCUCCCAAACAAAGUCGUGUAGAGACGACAGCAAAUCCAGCGCUCCCAAACCUAGCAGCAAUCCGUUUAAGAAGGAAAAGGAAACAAGUAAAGAGGACAGGAAACAUCCAAGCUCUGGUUCUGUCUUAGAACACAAAACCCCACGGACACUGGUCACAUUUGACCUCUUCAAGCCCAUGUCAGCGCACACGCCUGUCCCCGCUCACACAGACUCUCGGCCCAAGAGCCACCACCACAGUGACUCCCGAAGCACUUUGUCCAAGUCUGCUUCGGACAGCCGGACUGUGCUGCUGUCUAAAGGACCAAAAGUAAAGGACUCGGUGCAGGGAAAACCUGCGGUGUCUAUACAGGACACACGGACUCCACAGAACGCACUCAAAUCUCCCAUUAAGACACACACGCCCUCUCAGACACACAAAGAUUUCUUAUUAUGA